AUGGCGUCUGAAGAUUCGCCCAUUCCCAUUGACCAAAACUACGUCGAUGGAAUUGACGACGAUGAUGACUAUAGCUUCUCUUCCGGUCAGACGAUAGCUACAAGCGUCACAGCAUAUCGUUACGAACAUGGCCGGAGAUACCAUGCCUUCCGGGAUGGCGCAUAUUACAUGCCCAAUGACGAGCAGCAUCAGGAUGGAGAAGCGAUUUGCCACCACAUGUACAUUGUAACAUUCGAUGAUAAGCUCCAUCUUGCACCCUUGGACAAUCCGCAGCGAGUUCUUGACGUCGGGACCGGUACGGGAACUUGGGCAAUCGAUAUGGGCGAUCGCUACCCUGGAGCGGAUGUGCUUGGAAUCGACCUGUCGCCUGUCCAGCCUCGGCAACUUCCAUUCAAUGUCCGCUUCGAAGUCGACGACUGUACGAGUGAAUGGACUUAUCCUGUCGAUCACUUUGACUUCAUCCACAUGCGGGGACUCAAUGGCGGUGUUUCCGACUGGCCAACGCUGUAUAACUCUUGUCUCAACCACUUGGAGCCUGGGGGCUGGCUUGAACAUGUCGAGUUCAGCACUUUCAUCUACCCGGCAGAGCCACGAGAGCAGCAUGAUCCGGCUAUCAAGGAGAUUCUUGGGAUUCUCCCUGAACUUCAACAGGUGUGGGGUAAGUCUUUGAACCAAGAGAAGGAGAUGCGCGAUCAGAUCAAGGAAGCCGGCUUCGUGGAAGUUCAAGAGCGCAUCUUCAAAUGGCCUCUUGGGCCGUGGAGUAGCGACCCCAAACUCAAAGACCUCGGACGAUGGAACCUAUUAAGCUGGGCUGUCAGUUUCGAGGGGUGGGUCCAGGCGUUGGUUACGAGGUUCCUUGGAUGGCCACCCGACCGCGUCACACAGCUUCAGAAAGAUAUUGAGCGGGCGCUGAAAGAUAGGAAGAAUCAAUAUUACCAGGAAGUGCGUGUUGUAAUGGGGAAGAAACCGGCUGCUUGA
Eremomyces bilateralis CBS 781.70 is the source of this 978-nucleotide messenger RNA. Its product is annotated as S-adenosyl-L-methionine-dependent methyltransferase. Gene Ontology annotation, molecular function: methyltransferase activity. The record is from RefSeq and is a predicted model, not a curated record. NCBI's taxonomy places the organism in Eukaryota, Fungi, Ascomycota, Dothideomycetes, Eremomycetales, Eremomycetaceae. The transcript has 11 exons. The coding region runs from base 1 to 978 and encodes 325 amino acids.